Molecule: messenger RNA, 1188 nt
Organism: Gloeophyllum trabeum ATCC 11539
Lineage: Eukaryota; Fungi; Basidiomycota; Agaricomycetes; Gloeophyllales; Gloeophyllaceae
Exons: 1
Source: RefSeq, a predicted model, not a curated record
AUGAAGGCAUUCAUUUCUGCUGUCCUUGGAUAUGAUAACACUAGGACCAAUCUGGAUGGUGGUAUUCUCGGAAUAGUGAAAGGCUACUAUGGGUGUGUGGAAGCUCAAGGUCGAGGAACAUUACACUGUCACAUGUUAGUCUGGGUGGAAGGUGGACUUAACCCCAAUGAAAUCAGAGACAGGAUUAUAAAAGACAAUGACACUGAUUUCAAAGACCGCCUGCUUCAAUUUCUUGAUGAUACUAUCUCAAACAGUAUACCACCUGAUCCUGAUCCAAAUUAUCAUGUUCCAUCAUCGACACACCAUCCAUGCUCUGUGCGAGGUGUCAGUUUCAACCUACCAGAUGAUGAGUUGUCAAAGGCCCGUCAAAAGGACAUGCAUCAUCUCGUGAGGCAAUGUCAACUCCAUACACACCAGGCCACAUGUUAUAAAUAUUGGAGAGGACCACCAGAACCGAAAGAGUGCCGUUUUAAUCUUGAUGUCGAGAACUACAGAGAGGAAAGUAGUGUAGACCAUGAAACAGGAGAGAUUAAUCUGCGUUGCUUAGAUGGACUUGUCAACAAUUUCAAUGCAACAAUACUGGAAGCGAUUCGUUGCAACAUGGAUAUAAAGUUUAUAGGCUCGGGAUCUUCAGCAAAGGCUGUCUUGUACUACAUUACAGACUACAUCACAAAGAGCCAACUGAAGACCCACGUUGCUUUUGCCACACUUGAGCUAGCUGUCAAAAAAUUGAAUGAUGUGAACCCCGCAGAUGACAGUGCCACUGUACGGGCAAAGCGCCUAUUGCAGAAAUGUGCUCAUGCGAUGAUAUCUCAUCAGGAACUAUCGGCUCCACAAGUGUGUUCCUAUCUCAUGGGUUUUCAAGACCACUUCACCAGCCAUGAAUAUGAGAACCUGUACUGGACAAGCUUUGAAGCAUUUGUAAACAAACAGGAUCCUAGCCCUGAGUGUUAUCAAGCUGAAUCUGACACAAUGCAGGGAUCAAACAACACCUCAUCACUUGCUCGUGAACAUACCAGUGCUGAAGAGAUUGACUAUGAUAGCAUGGAUGAUUUCUCAAAUACAGUUGAACCCACAGAACAAGAUGAAGUAACCAUCAGUGUAAACAGAAAUGGAGAAAUCAUACCUAAGGCUACUCAAGUACAGGACUACGUUCUGCGAGGAAGACUGUUUGAUAAUGUUUGCCUA